UGAAUUGUCACUGUCAUGAACAGCUGCCUAUUUCAGUUUACAAAAUACAACUAAUAUAAUUUUAAUUUUAAAAUGAAUGAGGAAAUAGAUGAAUAUGAUAUUUAUCACCAAGAUUUUACAACUGCAUCGGAAUGGGAAGUUUUUAUAGCUAGACUAGAAGAAAUAAUGCAGGAGUGGCAUUUACCUAGAUCGAAACUUGCGAAACAGUUUAGCGACUACACAAAGAAAUGGUUAACUAAGACGGAAGAAAUUAAACUACAUGGCUUAGAUUUCACAUUGAGUUAUCAUGCUUUAGAACCUCUAAGAGGCUGUGAAGAGACUGACAAUACCGAUGAUCAUAGCAUACUGAAAGAUAUACAAAACGGUUUAUGGGGUUCCACAACAAAGUUUAUGGAUGACACUGAUGGAAGUUCGUUUCCUGUUUCUAAUUGGUUUGGCCUAAAACGAUAUCUAAUGCUCUGUCCUCGAUCGCCUCUUGUAGAAGGAAGUGUUAUUAAGUUAGUUAUGAGUUCUGUAAAUAUUGCUUUUUCAAAUGUCGACUGUGGUGUGCCCUUUUUCGUUAAAAUAAGGGACCAUUGGCAGCAUACAUACUUAGGUAUUUACGAAGACACUGAUUUUAAAAUAUUCUUUGACACAAUCCACUUGGAACGUAUUUCUAAUCAAUGUUCUCACCUUAGUGGUCUUGUUGGUCUGUUUAAGUCGAAAAUCUCUUCUCCUAUACCAUUGGAUGCUGUUGUUAUUUCAGUAAAAUUUUCAUAUGAACUAAAAUAUUCUGAUACUUUUGCAUGGAGACAAAGAUUAUUAUCAAAUGAAUUUUUAUCCAUUGACGGAUUCGAUGUUAAGAAACUGAUAGACAUUCCAUUUGGCUUGGAAAGUAGUCCUAUUCAGAGUGCUCUCCUUAAUGCUAUAUGGCCACAGUUUAGAGAAAGUGCCAUAGUUGAUUCGUCCACCUUUUCUGAUAUUGACCCUUUAAUGGCUCCAACUUGGACUAUAACAAUAAAAAUUCGCAAUAAUAUUCGAGGUCAGUUAUCAGAGACAAUAGACAGGGUGAUGCAAUUACUAGAAAACAACCAGUUGAUCAUGGAUGUGCUAGGUUUGAGUAAAAGCUUAGGAAUAGUAAAUCCAUUGCACAAAAUAACUGAAGCCCCUAUCACAAUAUCAAAACUGGUCAAGGCAGCAAUGAGACAAAACACUUCAGUUGGAGAGUUUAAAGGUCCUAUAGCAGAUGAUUUAUUGAUGACUAUGUUAUAUUAUGUGUUCCCUGAUGCAGUAGCCAAUAAUUCCUAUCCCUAUCCUGAUCAAUUGGAAGUUGAGAACAAACAAGAAAAUGGUGAGACAAGGCUCUGUAGCUAUAUAAAAGCAAGUCCUGUAGAUGGCUUGGUUUGGAGACUAUCAGUAACAGCAGCCAGUCUAAUAUCAGCCGGAGGACUGCCUUAUCUUGCCCAUUUAUGGUAUGAGUUUACUCAAGAACUGCAAUAUAGAUGGGAGCAUAGAAUACUUAUUCUAGGAUUGACUGAUGGUGCUCCGAAUGCCAGAACGUGUCUUUUACAUCAGAAAUUGCAGCUGUUAAAUUGUUGUAUUAAACGAGCGCUUGAGAAUUCCAAUAAUGGUUUAGGAAAUUCCUCGGAAGAGGAGUUUUUUGAUUGUACAGACGACGAAGAUAAUGACGAACAAGAAAAUGAACCCUGGAAUAAACCUGUGGGGAGGUUAAGUCGUCUUGAAGAUGCGACUUUGAAAAAUGGAGCGCCUCUAUACAUUCCGCGUACACAGGAUCCUGCCCCAAAAACCGAAGAUCAGUUAGAGGAGGACGCGGAGCUAAUGGUGCGUUUGGGUGAUGACGCAAGAGCUUCAGAACUACGAGCGAGAAUGAUGAGUGCGUCGCUGUUAUCCGAUAUGGAAGCCUUUAAAGCAGCAAAUCCGGGUUCAGAACUCUGUGAUUUCGUCCGAUGGUACUCGCCAAGGGACUGGAAGCCAGAUGACGGAGGUAGUUUGGGCGAUCGUAUGUUAUUACCUGGUAAUCCAUGGCAAGAGGCAUGGAGCGUUGCACGGCCAGUGUCUGCGGCGAGACAACGAAGACUAUUUGACGAGAGCAGGGAAGCUGAGCAAGUUCUACACUACCUUCGUUCAAGGACAGUAGAAGCGGUAGUAGAAUUGUUGCUACCGGGUAUUCUAAGAGCGGGUGCAGCUAAGGCCCAAGCCGAGGGUGCUGUGAGGACGAACUCCGGCGUGGGCGGUCUGGACACGCGUAGGACAUUCGAAAUGGCCGCUCGUGAUCUCUUCGAGGCCGAGUUAGAAGUGUGUAAAUCGAAGUGUGUGCGUAAAGUGUUGGGGAAUAGUGCCGAAGGGGAACCACUAGAUGUCGCGGGUAGGACGAGGAUUUUAAAUGCGAUGGGAGGUUUGCUUCCAGCUCCCUCAAGGAAGGAGUUUACGUUGCGUGUGAAAGACUCUGUGGGGCCGCAGGUUAUGCGAGCCGCUCUCUCUAAUGAGAUGACAAUUAUUGGGGCAUUUACUGAGCGAAUUGUUUGUCUAUAACUUCGAAAAAAAAUAAAAAAAUUGUGUCAAUUUCUAUUAAUAUCUCGAGUGCUUCAGGUGUCCUAGGUCAUUUUAAGGUGUGGUUAGGGGUCCUUAGGGUGCUUACACAAACAACGUUUUUGUUCCAAUAUAUUUAUGCUAUGAACACUGGACUGCCUAAUCAAUUUGUUAAUUUUUUAUUACGAAUAUUACAAUUUUCAUAGAUUUAACAGUGUUUAUGUUCUUCGUUAUUAGGUUAGAUUUUAUUCGAUUUUAGCAGUAUUUUAUUGCUAUUUAAAUACUUUCUUAGGACGCUAGGUAAAUGUAUAGAUUUUUUAUCGGAAAUUCUAAACUAGAGUUGUUAUUUACAAUGUUUGAAAGACUUAAGAAGGAAUUGUAUUAUAAAUUAAGAUCAGCUCGUUCUUUAUUUGCAGAGAGGGUACUAACUUAUCAAAAUCAUCUCUUGUAAUAUUUAAUCGGUCAAAAGUAAAACUAAAAUAAUGUAUGAAUUUAAAUGUGUCCAACAUUUUAAUAUUGUUUCCGUGGUCCUUCGGGCCGUUCAAGUAUUACGUAAACAGAUUUAUAGUAAUUUAUCCCCUCCCCCAUACCUCUUGUCGGUAAGCAAAGCUCUCAAAAAUAAUAGUACAUAAACGUAAUUACUUGUAAGAAUUUUCAAAAUGCAUUUUGUUUUCAAGCGUAGACAAUAGGAUAUAGGUGGAUAUAGGUGUAAAAAAGUAAAUUACUUUUUUAAAGAAAACACUUUUUAACGGAUUGAA
Molecule: messenger RNA, 3287 nt
Organism: Pieris rapae (cabbage white)
Lineage: Eukaryota; Metazoa; Arthropoda; Insecta; Lepidoptera; Pieridae
Gene: Rab3GAP1
Product: rab3 GTPase-activating protein catalytic subunit
Exons: 4
Coding region: 73-2532 (819 amino acids)
Biological process (GO): positive regulation of GTPase activity
Molecular function (GO): GTPase activator activity
Source: RefSeq, a predicted model, not a curated record